Bactrocera tryoni is the source of this 2188-nucleotide messenger RNA. RefSeq names its product longitudinals lacking protein-like (gene lolal). The record is from RefSeq and is a predicted model, not a curated record. Gene Ontology annotation, biological process: regulation of transcription by RNA polymerase II. NCBI's taxonomy places the organism in Eukaryota, Metazoa, Arthropoda, Insecta, Diptera, Tephritidae. Gene Ontology annotation, cellular component: nucleus. The transcript has 5 exons. Gene Ontology annotation, molecular function: protein binding. The coding region runs from base 1122 to 1505 and encodes 127 amino acids.
UCGCUGAAACUGAAAGGCGGUGACUGAGUAGAGUAUUGUUUUCCAUCGGUGGCAUCGAAUAGUGCAAAACAAGCGCAAUCUUUCCAAUUACCAUUGCGUGCUCACUGUGGAAUAUCGAACGUGAAGCGAAAAAGUAGAAGUGGAAAGUGAAAGAGGAAAAGAAAGAAAUAGAUAGCCGAAGCGAAAUCUUGGAGAAAAGUAACGGAAGAAGAAGAAAUUGUGCGGUGUGCAUUUCUGUGUUGAAUGCCGUGAAAGACGAAAGAAAAAGCAAGCCAGCUAGUACUAGAGAAAGGAGCAGACCAGCGUGUGCUUAGUAAAAAAAAGUAUUGAAAAAGAGAAAUUCCCAACCUAUCCAAAUCCAGCAACAAUAAUAAAAUAGAAGUAGCGGAAACGCUCUCGUGAGUUGAAUUACUGAUCGCGCAAUACACGGCAUGCAGAUCUGAUCGCAACUGUGCCUUGAACGCAGUAAAUGCAAUAGCCCAGAGGAAAAGCCAACAACGUGAGAGCGAUUUGUUGUCGUAUUUUAUUAUUAUUUUGUAUUUGCUGUGACUAUUGCGAAUUCUCUUUGUGCGCUCAAAAGUGAAAGACAAAUAAGAAGAAAAUAAUAUUUUUGCUAAACGCUGAAAAGAUCAACAGCACUAUUUGCCGUACAGCGCUAUAGUGAUCCACAAACAACAACAACUACAUACGUGUAACGCGAAUUAAAUUGAAAACGUUGGAGCAGCAGCAGCAGCAUCAGCGACAGUAACAGCAAGAGACUAGCAACAGCAAUACUAACAAAACUUCCGAUACAGUAUAAUUGCAUAGGUUUUGUGGAGCGCCCAAGAGUGUGUGAAGUUGUUUGUAUUGGAGUAAAAAGCACUGUGUGAUUUGGAAUAUUUCUUGCUGUCGUCUCUUGACCCAUAUUGGACUAUAUUUCGCAAAGCGGUUGCAGCUUUGGCAAUAAAACAAUAAGAAUUUCAAUAAAUAGAAAAACGCUUUUCAUACACACUUUUUUGAAAGUUCAUCAAUUUAAAUUUACAUAUUAUAACGGCUUAGUCCAACGUCAAAGGGCGCUGCGCUGUACUAAAUAAUUAUUUUCAAUUUCCUGACUGCGUUCGUAAAUAAAAAAAGCCGCUUUAAUGAUGUCGUCUGAUCAACAGUUUUUCCUAAAAUGGAACGAUUUCCAGACGAAUAUGGUGACCUCGUUCCGGCACCUGAGGGACGAGAAGAGUUUUACAGACGUAACACUUGCCUGCGAAGGACAAACUUGCAAAGCGCACAAAAUGGUUCUAUCUGCAUGCAGCCCGUAUUUCAAAGCACUUUUGGAGGAAAAUCCUUCAAAGCACCCCAUCAUUAUUUUAAAAGAUGUCUCGUAUAUACAUCUGCAAGCUAUAUUAGAGUUUAUGUACGCCGGCGAAGUAAAUGUCUCGCAAGAACAAUUGCCGGCCUUCUUGAAAACUGCUGAUCGCCUCAAAGUGAAAGGUCUGGCAGAAACUCCCAGUUCCAUAAAACGGGAAGGUUGAUGGUGGUAAAUAAAUAAAAAUUAAAAAAAAAACAGACGACUAUAUAUAAUAAUACAACAAACAUAUAAAAACAAAAUACGCCUACAACUAAAAAUAAGGAAUGAUUAUAAUUUUAAAUGGACCUAAAUAAAAGCAGUUUAAAUUUUAUUUUAAAUGCGUAAAAUUACUUGUAAUUAAUUGAUAAAUUUAGUAAAGUACUAAAAAAUGCAAAAAUAACCCCUACCGCAACAUGCUAAAUAGUUGAACAAAUUAUUUAAUUGAAACGACAAAUACGCACGUGAGUGCUGUAACCAAACGUUUACUUGUGUAUGCUCUUUGACGCGUUUAUCAUGCAGUUUAUAUUUUAAACUUGGCUCUACAAAAAUUCCGCAUAAUUGUAUAACGUUGCCUAAUAAAAAAUUUAUUUCUUUUGCAAUAAUUAUUGCGUAAUUGUUUUGCUUUUUGCUAUACAUUUAAAUAUAUGUAUAUUUUACUCAACUCAAUACUGUCUCACCUAAUGCUGGCUUAUUUAUAUAACUUAACAAUUAUUUUUAUUUUCUCACACAUUAAAGAAAAAUAAAAAACAAAUAAGAAAAAAAAAUAAAAAAAUAAAAAAAAACACUUAAAUGCCACAAGUUGGCGAGUAUAAAGAAUUUUGUAGUGUAUAAAAUAAUUAAUGCUAAAACAAAAAAAAAAUAAAAUAA